This is a messenger RNA of Didymodactylos carnosus, 7458 nucleotides long. The record is from the annotation of a GenBank genome assembly. NCBI's taxonomy places the organism in Eukaryota, Metazoa, Rotifera, Eurotatoria, Philodinida, Philodinidae.
CGAAAACCUGACCGAGAGAUUUCGCGAAACUAAGUUUCUGGAAAUGUUCCUGAGCAUCCCCUGACAUGAUUCCAAUGCAAAAAAGUCAAAAAUUUAGUGGACCAGAAAAGGGUCUUAUCCGCCCUACUCCUUUAUUUUUAUAAGAAAAGAUGCUUGUUAAUCUGAUUCCUCGGUGAAAAUCUGAGCUCAUUAAAUCCUUUGAUUCACGAGUUAUUCAAAAAAUAUUAGAAAAUCCUCUCGUUUUUGAAAUCGAUAGCGGUUAUUAAUGAACAGUGUAAGAUUUAAUCGUCAUCGUUUACUUUUAGCUUUCAAGAACAAGUGAAUAUGUUUGCGCUCGAUAUACUUUCCAAGUACGGAUUUGAAUUUUUACCAAACUAUAAAUUAAAUGAACUUUAUCCCGAUGUCAUAAAUACACGAUUUGUUCCAUUAAAAACGUGGCUUACUACCAAAAAUAUAACGUACGAUACGAUACCAGAGUUUAUGAGCAGUACACGUUUAAUGUCACUGUUAAUUUCUAACGGUAAACCAUUAGCUGUUUUUGGUGAAAAUGGUUUUGGAAAGAGUACAAUGAUUAAACGUUUAUUAUCGACAAAAAUUCAUCAUAUUCGUUUGGUUUCGAACGGAAAACCAUCAUUAUUAUGCAAAGAAUUUAAAGAUAAUAUUCCAAUAAUUAUGCAUGAAACACAAGCAAAACAUUUAUCAUGGAAACAAAAGUAUGUCAUUUGGAUUGAUGAUGUCAAUCUACAAACACCAACUAAAGAGGAUGGUUUUACAACUGAAUUUUUUCGUUCAUUAUUGGAUGACUACGAUGAUCAUACAAGUGAUGCACUGUUAACAACGAGAGAUUUUCUUCAUUUAAAAAAAGAUUGGAAUUUUGUAUUUUCUGGAGUGCCACAAUGCGAUUCACAAAUGUACAGUUAUAUCCAUCAUCGAUUUUCUCGUCAUAUUGUUACAAUAUUAAUUCAUGAACAUCUAUCUUUAUUGAUCGAAACAAUAUUUUCAUUGAACAUAAAAAAUUGGUUAGAAGAAUUUCCAGCUGAAUCUAUUAAUCAUCCAAUUGAAUUAGCACAAGCAUGUCUACUGAGUUUAGAAGAAAUUUUUGAUUCUGUUCGAAAACGAUUGCAUUAUUCACCUAAUUACACAUUAGGUAUAUUUAAUUUACAUCAUGUAUCAUCGAUUGUUGAAGGCAUGAUGCUUAUGAAUGGAAAAGAAAAACGUAUAGGAAAAACAAAAUUAAAAUUAAAGAAAAAACAAGAGAAUGUCCCUACAGUAAUACGACUUCUUUGUCAUGAACUAUCGCGUAUGGUAUUAGAUCGUAUUCCGUAUAAAGAUGAUCGAAUAUGGUUUCAAGAAUUGGUUUAUCGAACAAUUGUUACCAAUUUUUGUACAGAAUUAGAGUUUCAUAUUGUGGCAGCCAAUGAUACAAGUGUACCAGAAAAUCAAUCAUCAACAGUCCAAGAAACGAGUUCAUCACAGGAGCUUACAAGAACUCCAUCAACUGAGUUAGUAAAUCCAACAGAAGUUCGUCCAUUGAAAAAACAAGUGAAAUUUAAACUGGGUUUAGUCAGUGAUCGUUCGGGCACAUUAAACGGUCCAUUAAUCUCAUUUGCAAAGUUAUUGGCCAUACCAAAAGGAAAAGGUUUAAUUACCGAUCCGUCUAAAAUACAAAAUAUUAGUGAAUAUGCUGAUAGAUUAUGUUCAAAUUAUUUUUGUAAACAAAUCUUGUAUAUGCAUGGUGAAUACACUGGUUCAGAUCAAUAUAAUAACAAUUAUUGUGAAUCAAAUUAUUCUGAAUUAGUUCAAGCAUUUCAUUCGUGUCAUAAAAUGUUUACAAAAUCAACAAAAUAUUCAAUUGAUCUUGCGUUUAUCGACAAAACGGUUCGACAUUUAGUUAAUAUUGUUCGAAUUUUGUCAUUAAAUCAAGGUCAUGCAUUAUUACAUGCUGAAACAUAUGGAAUGGGACGACAAGAUCUAGUACAAAUGGCCGCUUUUAUAUCACGAACACAGUUUUUCGAUGGUCAUAUGUCGAAUACAACGUUUUCAAAUGAUGAAAAUGAAAAUGUUCGUCUAUGUUUACGUCAAUGUUGUUUAUUAGCUGGUUUAAAACAAAAAAAUUGUGUCAUUGUUAUUCGUGAACAUCUGUUAAAUGACGAAAUGUUACAUAAUAUUGUUGUAUUUCUUCGAGAAGGAAUUUAUUCUGAUUUAUAUUCCAGUGAUGAAUUAUGUCGUAUAGCUGCUGCUCUCUCACCUGGUCUUCCAUCGAGUCGUCGUGUAACUAAAACAAAUUCAGUAUUAAAAUCAUUUUAUGCUCGAAUUAAAAAACGUCUUCAUAUUAUCAUUUUUGAAGAUUAUCAAUCGGGUCGUAUGAUGUUUCAUCAACGUUAUCCAUUAUCACUUUCGUCUUGUUAUGUUGAUCAAUAUGAAACAUGGACAAAAGAGUCGUUAAUAUUAAUAGCAAAACAUUGGCUAGAAAAAGAUAAUGAAAAUUUUGAACAUACUUUAUCGCUACAAAGUUUUAAAUCAACAACAUAUUCUUUAGCAAUAAUCAAUCUUCUCGCCAGUGCAUUAGCUGAGAUACAUCUCAUUUCAUUAAAAGAAAUACAUCGUUGUGAUAAUAAUAUAACAAUUGAAUCAUAUAAACAUCCUGUAAGAAUAAAAAAUACACAGACAAAAUAUUUUACAUUAAAAAUGAUAAAACGAACAAUUGAUUAUUUGUAUAAAUUUGAUAAAAAUAUCAGCGAGGGAGAAACGGAUCGUUCAAAUCAGUACGAAAUGAUUUUGGCUCGUACAAAUAAAACUGAAAAUAUGAUUGAAUAUAACAAAGAAUUGUGUAAAAAAUUACAACUGGAAAUUGAUGAUAUUAGUAAAAAAUUAGCAAAAAUUGAGGCCGAAUUAGCAGAAAAGAAAAAAGCAUUUACAACAGCCCUGGAAGAUUGCCGUGAAGAAGAACGGUUGCUUGAAGAAAUGGCCACUGCAUUAGAAAAAUUAAAGAAAGAUAUGCAAGAAGAUUUUAGUAAAGCAAAUCCUCAAUAUGAAGCAGCAUUGAGUGCUGUUCAAGCGUUGAAAAAAGCUGAUUACGAUGAAAUUCGAACGUUUCGUCAACCACCACAACCAGUCUUAGCUGUUAUGAAUACAAUAUGCAUCAUGUUUGGCAAAAAACCCGAAUGGAAUGAAGCAAAAGUAUUAACAGUGAAAGAAAAUUUUUUCGAUGAUUUAAUCUAUUAUGAUAAAGAAAAUAUAACGGAUGAAGUUUAUUCAAUGUUAGCACAAAUUGUUCAAUUUGAUACAUUUCGUCCAUCAUUUGUUGCAUGUUCAUCGAAAGCAGCUGCCUCUAUUUGUGCUUGGAUCAUUGCAGUCUUUGAAUAUUCAACAAUUGCUCGAUCAAUUAAAUCAAAAGUACAACAAGUAAAAGCCUAUGAAGAUUUAUAUAAAAAACGACAACAAAUAAUGGGUGAAAAACGUUUGAAAGCAGAAACAAUUAAAAAAGAAUUGGAAAUAUUAAUACGUGAACGAAAUCAAGAAAGAGAUGAAAUGAAUAAAAAAUUAAAACGAUUACAAUUUUUUCAACAAAAUAUUGAAAAAACAUCAUCAAUGUUAAAUUUAAUUGGUGAUGAUGUUGAAUAUUGGAUAAAACAAUUAGAAAAAUCUCAACAAUAUAAAUUAUCAGUUGUGGGUGAUUCACUUUUGGUUGCUUCAUGUCUUUGUUAUUUGUCAACAAUUAGUGCUGAUCGACGAAAUUAUGUUCUAGAAAAAUGGCUAUCACUUAAUUGUUUUAAAACUAUAAACACAUCAACGCUCAAUGAUGGAAGAUCAAAAGGUUUGAGUAACGAAAAUUAUUUACCAAUACGAGCGAAUUUCAAUUUUGUUGAUGUAAUAAUGAAUGAAAAAGAUCGUAAUGACUAUUAUAUUCAAAUAAUUCAAAAUACAAAUUAUACAAUGGAUAUUAAUUCUGUUAUAAAUGCUAUUACAAUUGAUUUACGACAUAAUAAUAAUUUUGUUUUAAUUUUACAUAAUCCUGAACAUGAUCUAAUUCUAUGGAUAUCUGAAUUAGAAAAAGAUUUUGAAUCAAAUAUUGAAGAAGCUCAAGAAGAUUUUCUCGCAUUUCAACGUUAUCAACAACAAAAUCCUCUUGUACAAUCGUCUGGCCAAUUAGAUUCGGCAUAUCGUGCUGAAUCACAACAACGAGAUAAUCUAUUUUCACGAAUUAGUUCAAGUAAAACAUAUAUUACAGAAGUAACAGAAAAAUCAAGUAUUUGGGAAUCAUCUACCGUUGCAUCACGAGCACCAACAUCAAUGUUAUUAACAAAAUCGGCUGCUACUGUAGCUUUGUCCGAUCUUCAAGGUAAAAACAUUGUAUCAUUACCACAAUUAGAUUAUGAUUAUACAAGACCGGAGAAAAAUGUAUUAAUACUCAUGGCAAAUGAUAAUGAAUUAGAAAAGAAAUUAAUCAAUGCUAUGUAUUAUGGUGUAGUCGUUGUUGUUGAUCAUUGUGAUGUUUUAAAUAGGACAUCAUUUCUUCAAAAAUUUCUUCAUUGGUCUAUGACAAAGGACAUUGAACAUAUGACCCAUCCGAUUAUAUUUCGUUAUUCUGAACAAGAUAAUAUAUUUAUUAAUUCACAAUUUAGAUUAUUAUUGAAUUUUCGAAGAGUACCAGUCACUAAUCAAAUGUGGAAUGAUAUUGUCAAAAAUCGUUUUAUUGAUCUACGUUUAAGUUGUAAACAGAUAGAAGAUAUUGUAUGGUUAAAUAUUGUCGAAACAAAAUCACAUAAUUUUUUACAUCAUAUUCGAAAUAAUCAACGAUUAAAAUUAUUGGCACAAAAUGAUUUAACUCUAAGAAGAACAAAAUUGGUCUCCUAUCUUCGAUUGGAUGAUGAAUCAACAGUAAAUGGUCUCAUUGAAUCGGAAGAAUUACUUUUAAUAUUGAAAAAAUUCGAUCAUGAACGUCAAUUAUUGGUAAAUACGUACGAUGAACAUCAAUCACAAGAAGAUCUUCUUCUUCAACGUGGUCAAUGUUAUCGUUCAACAGCAAAAUCCUUAACAAUUAUGUACGAUAUAAUGAGAGAAGAUAAUAAUGUAUGUUUUCAUGUUGAAGCAAAUAUUUUUGACUGGUUUAUUCAUAUUGUAAUUAGUGGACUAUCAAAACGAAUGGAAAAUAAUGAUCCAUCAAAUAAGGUACAAGCACGAGAAAUUUAUCUAAGAUGUUUUGAAAAAUUGUACAAUUAUCUUUCGUCAAUGAUGACUGAAAAUGAUUUAAUAUUAUUUUUAACUAUUUUUACAUUAAAAGAAAUGUUAAUUAUUAAAGAUGAUAAUAAUAAUCAUCAAAUUAUUACCGAACAUGAUUUAAAAAUAUUAAAAACUUUACUAUUAAAACAAAAUCCACAUAAUCGUAAAAUAAUUCCACAUUUUCUCUAUGAUACAUCAAAACCAUCUUAUUUAACUGAUUAUACUUGGCAAUGUGCACAAUAUUUACAAGAAAAUCAUUCAUCCAUAUUUGAAAAUUUAUGUCUAGAAUUAGUUGAAAAUAAAACGGAUUGGUUAGAAUAUUUAAAUGAUCAAAAAAUUGAUUUACUUAAUAAAUGUCCAUUUAAAAAACAAAAUUUAUCAAUAAUACAUCGAAUAAUAUUAUGGUUAACACUUUGUCCACAAAAGACAAAUGAUUUAUUUCAAACAUUUUUAACUUAUCGUUAUGGUGGAAUAAUUUGUUCAAAAUCGGCUUCAUCCAUUACUGAUACCUAUUAUUUAUCAAAUUUAUUAAAACAACAUGUUAUUCUUAUAUGGACAAAUUCCACUACAUUUGUAGAUCCUGUCAAUGAAAUCGUUUUACUUUCAAAAAAAUUAAAAAUAAAACAAAAUAUUGUAUUAAUAUCGGCAAUGGAUUUACUUAAUAAAAAGUAUACUGAUGAAACAUCAAAUAUUAAUUCUCUUCUAUUAAAAUCUAUUCAAAAACAAAAUUGGUUAAUUAUUAAAGAUUUACAUUUAUCAGAGGAUUUUUCAACACUUUUCUUUCAAAAUCUAUACAAUAUGUUUCUAUUAUCCUGUUCUCAUUUGAAAUUACAUGAGAAUGAAAUUAAUGAUUUAGAAUUAGAUCAAUUUGAUCAGUUAUUAUUCAAAACGCAUAUGAAAUUUAAAUUAUGGUUAAUUUGUGAUCAACAAUAUCAAGAUAAAAUUCCAAGUUGGUUAAAACAAACAUGUUUGAAUGUAACAUUAGAAUGUCCAUCACAGUCUACAUUACAAUUAAGACUCCAACAAAGUAUUUUGCAGUAUGAACAAUUUAACUCGGAGGAUAAAAUUAAUCAUUUAACAUCGAUACAUUGUAAUAUUAUUGGAAAAAAUUUGAUAUCGAAUACGCGCAAUUUUCAUGAAAAUGAUUUUCUCUACGAUGUUAAACAUUGGUGUUCAUUAAAAUCAAACGAACAAAAUUUAAAAUCAAUUCUAUAUUUCCUCUAUUCACGAUAUAUUCAGAAUGAUUGCGAUCAAUGUUUGUUACAACGAUUUGUAAACGAUUUAUUUUUGACACAUGCUAAAACAACGAGUGAAACUCUUCUAAUCGAUCGAAUAAACGAGCCAAAACCGUAUAGAACAUUAAAAUUUGAUGAUUAUGAUGAUGAUGAAGAUGAAAUUCGUCGUCAAUUACCUUUUGCUUUCUACACAAAUGAUGACAUGUUACUUGUUGAAUCGGUUAUUCGUAGUUAUUUAACAUUGUUACGAUCAAAUACUUAUAUUUCUAAUUCAUUCAUUCAACAUUCACAACAAGAAUCAACUUCAAUCACUUUAUCACAUUGUUUUCGAACUGAAUUUAGUCUAUUAAAUUCUAUUGAAACUAAUUUAUGUAUUGAUAUGGAAUAUUUAUUAGAUAUACUGGCGGGUGAUAUAACAUCAAACAAUUAUGAACAUGAACUAUUUCAUAAAAUACUAUAUAAUCGACCAUUUGAAAAGACUCGUUCAACAAUAUCGGACUUUGUUCUAAAUUAUAGUCAAUCAUUAAACUAUUUAACAUCAACAACAAAUUCAACACUCGAUCUAAGGUAUCUACAUCGUGUACAAACAAUUUUGAAUGCUGUUAUACUUGAACUAAAAACAACUCAUUUAAUUAAUGAUACAAUGAUAGUCACUAACUUUUUAAACGAACAUUAUUAUGAACAAACAUCGAAUAAGAAUAAGAAUCAGCAGACCUUACAUAUGAUUCGUGUUAAAGGUGUUUGUUUUACAACGGAUAAUUUGAACACUUCUGAUAAUCAAAUACUGAUAAUUGAGCCAAUAAAAAUAAGUAAAAUGAAUUUAACAACGCAUUGUACAAAAUCAUUGCUUAUAUUACCAUCAUUUAAUUCUUCCAAUCAAAUUCCCUAUCUGUGCUUACCAUUAAUAUUAAAAAACAGUGAUACAACGAACAAUGAUACAAAAUCGGAUUCAUUAAAUAAUAAAUUGUGCCUUGUUACUAUUGCUUCUCCACAUAUUUAG